Otolemur garnettii (small-eared galago) is the source of this 1194-nucleotide messenger RNA. RefSeq names its product LSM4 homolog, U6 small nuclear RNA and mRNA degradation associated (gene LSM4). Gene Ontology annotation, molecular function: U6 snRNA binding. The coding region runs from base 510 to 887 and encodes 125 amino acids. Gene Ontology annotation, cellular component: spliceosomal tri-snRNP complex; P-body; U6 snRNP. The transcript is spliced from 5 exons. The record is from RefSeq and is a predicted model, not a curated record. NCBI's taxonomy places the organism in Eukaryota, Metazoa, Chordata, Mammalia, Primates, Galagidae. Gene Ontology annotation, biological process: P-body assembly; nuclear-transcribed mRNA catabolic process; mRNA splicing, via spliceosome.
AAGUCUCAUGUGCCUGGCCCUGUGCUUGGCACUGGACAAAAUCCACACCCACCUUGACUUUUCCAGUCUAGCUGGGAAGACAGGUAAUAAAUAAACAAGGUAAUUAGAGACUGGCUACAUCGUAUAAUGGAAACAAACAGCUAUGCAGCAGAGGGUAGCCAUUAAGAGGGCCUGGCCAAGGGAGGUGCUAUUUUAGCAGCUACCAGCAAUGGGAAGGUCUGUGGGUAGGGCACCCCUGGUGGAGGCAAUAGCAGGGCAAAGGUCAGGUGGCAGGAAUGGGUGUGUCAGCCAGUGUGGCUGGAGCCUUUCAGACCUGGCUCUGGCUCGCCUGGGAGGGUUGUAAGUGAGGCUGAGGUGGUCCUGUCUGUCUUAGAUGUUUUCUUUGCUACUUUGUGGAUGGGGAACUGCCAGUGGCAGCUGAGGCGGCUGUGGGUCCAGUCCUGGACUGUACUACUGGUGUCUGGGACAAGCUUCCCUUAUCGCUGCUGAAGACUGCUCAGAAUCACCCCAUGUUGGUGGAGCUCAAAAAUGGGGAGACAUACAAUGGGCACCUGGUGAGCUGUGACAACUGGAUGAACAUUAAUCUGAGAGAAGUGAUCUGCACAUCCAGAGAUGGGGACAAGUUCUGGCGGAUGCCUGAGUGCUACAUCCGAGGCAGCACCAUCAAGUACCUGCGUAUCCCUGAUGAGAUCAUCGACAUGGUCAAGGAGGAGGUGGUAGCUAAGGGCCGUGGCCGAGGUGGCCUGCAGCACCAGAAGCAACAGAAGGGCCGAGGCAUGGGGGGUGCUGGACGAGGUGUGUUUGGCGGCCGAGGCCGAGGUGGGAUCCCUGGCACAGGCCGAGGCCAGCCAGAGAAAAAGCCAGGCAGACAGGCGGGUAAGCAGUGAGACCGCCCAGAGACUGGUCACCAUGCAUCACAUCUCAGGCAGCCACCCUCCCACCAGCGUGGUGUGUUCCUGUUCUCCAUGGAUCUGUUCAGAAAGAAAGGAAGAGGCAGGUGUUGGGGGAGGACCCUUAACACUCCGCUCCCACCACAUUUUGUGACCCUCAUCUUAGAGUCCCUUUUUUGUUUUUUAAAGCCAGCAGUUCUCCAGUUAAAAAUGUUAUUAUUCAGGGGUUUUGGUUUUGUGAAGUUGCUGUCCCCACAGCCACCUGGAUUCCUGGAAGAUUCUGUGUAUUAAAGGCAUCUCUGAA